Molecule: messenger RNA, 3507 nt
Organism: Ascochyta rabiei
Lineage: Eukaryota; Fungi; Ascomycota; Dothideomycetes; Pleosporales; Didymellaceae
Exons: 6
Coding region: 1-3507 (1168 amino acids)
Molecular function (GO): metal ion binding
Source: RefSeq, a predicted model, not a curated record
AUGUCAGCCCUUGACAUCUUGCGCGAGGCCCUGUCCGCACAGCAUGAUCUCGUGACCGACUGCGACACGGAUGCUGUCUCUGUCACCUCUACUGAUGCCGGCUCAGCAGAGCCGUUUUACACUGCAGACUGCAUCAUAGCCGAGAUACCAGAAGAGGAGAGCUGUUACCUCGUCAAGUGGGAAGACUGGCAGCUCCACGACUGUACCUGGGAGCCACCCGCGAACCUGGAGGGUUCGGACCUCGUUUCCAAUUGGGAGCAAGUGAAGCAAGAGCUGGGUGAAGUUGCCUUUCGACGCGAGAAUGAGGAGAACAUGGCGGCUUUUGAGAACGCAGUAGAAAGAGCCGGGGCAGCCAAAGAACGCAGGCGGGAGAAGCGGGAGAAGAAACGCCGAAGACUGAAACGACAGAGCCGUCCAACGAUUGUUCCUGACGACGACAGCAGCGAUGAAGAGCCUCUGGGCUUGGCACGGGCGAGGACUACCGGGGACGAGAGUUUGUUCGUGGAGGCUCAGGAACCGUCCGAUCCCGCUUCAUUGCUUGUUGGUGGCUCGCACGCGAGACAGCCUCCUGUGCCUCGCGCUGCACCCUUGCAACAGUCUUCUGAAGAAGAGUCCGGUGCUGAUGCACAGUCUUCUGACGACUCAUUGCUAGGUGAGCUGCAGAAGAAGACAAUCUCCCAGCGGAAGCUGGAUCGGAGUGUGUCAAGACCAUCAACAACUAUUUCCCUUGUCAAGCCAGAACACCUGAAGAAGACUGGGUCACUCUUCAAGGCUCCCAAGGCCUCCAAGGCGGACAUGAGUUCCAGUCCACGCGAUCGUGAAGGCAAAGCCAUUAGAGAGCAGGCCGGAACCGCUAAAAGCUCUGCCUAUGGGCCAUCGACGCAACGACUGACAAAUGCUAGUAUCUCUAACAAGCCAACAAUACAGCGAAAAGUAGCGGUUGAUAUCUCUGGCGCUAAAGAUCACGGCACUGUGAUGUCCACAACAGGUUCGAAAACUGCGGAUGUUCGUACUCCAAAACCAAACGCCAUGCGGGCUAUCAGGACUGCUCCACCAAAGCAGACAUCCCGUGCGAUUAGAAUCAUAGACCAGCCCAGAGAGCAGCAAAGAAAGUCAUGGUCGACUGACCAUCACUAUAACAAACUCAAAUUUCGAGGUAUCGCGGAGAGGCGGUCUCGCACUGAGGGGACGCCUGACUUCAACGAGCUUGAUUUUGUAAAUGGCCCUCCACCUACUCUUCCUAAGUGGUCUACGUCUGCUUCAACUGGUGAUCCUUAUGGACGUCGCGAUAUGACCAAUCGUCGGGUUUCCGAAGAAGAUCUCGAGGAUCGUCCACGACGCGGCACCGCGCAUGACCCGGCACCUCUAGCAGAAUGGGAGACCGACAAGAUCCCUCAAAUGUGCGCUUCAUGGAGACUCAGUAGUAACUGCCCUCACGGUCCGCAGAAGUGCCGUUUCAUGCACCGUGAUCUUGAUCCCAUGGGGCGACAGUAUUCCAUGGGUGAUAUAAACGGUUGGGUGCCGUUCAAGUAUCGCAAUCCGCCUAUCACAUGUCCAUUCUGGUACGAAGGGCGCUGUAAUAAGACACCUGAGCAGUGUAAAUACGCACAUGAGAACACAGGCUGGGCUGAACACAAUGGGGAGCCGAUUCGCAUUCAUCUUCUCCCAAAAGCUUCUACCACUAGUAAUGUCUGCGAUGUGCCGCCACAUUUGGUGCCAUUCAAGCAUCGAGAUCCACCAGUUACCUGUACGUAUUGGUUGAGAGAUCCUCAUGGAUGCAUCAAAUCACAAGAGGUUUGCAAAUAUGCUCAUUGGAACACGGGGUGGGCGCCUCCAGAGACUGACAACCGGGGCCAGCCUGUACAGAUAGUCCCAAGCAUGAGGCCUCGCGGAGGGCCGCCCAAGUACGCCGACCCACCCGUGACCUGCCCAUUCUGGUUGAGAGCAGAGCAAGGUUGCACCAAGCCAGACGACGAGUGCAGGUACGCUCAUCGAAAUACCGGCUGGGCCCCACCAGGGUUAUCCGCCCUUCAGGCCGAGAGAAUCGAUGGAAAUGCGCUGCCUUGCAGUCAGAGAUCUAAAUUCGGACAAACCGCAACCGGUCCCACCUUGCCCCAUACCAAUAGCGAUGGUCCAAAGAGGGCGCCUGAAUCUCAGAAGUCGCCGCUUUAUUCACAGCCCGGAUCGAAGGUGGCCAUUACGUGUCCUUCCUGGUUGAGAGAUACGGACGGCUGCCCUAAGUCUAAAAACGACUGCGAAUUUCAGCAUCGGAACACCGGCUGGUGCACACCCAAAAAUAGGCCCUUCGAUUUGCCGGUACCUUUGGAUCCCAAUCAAGUACCUCGCAGCGUUCUCGAUGCGAAGAGAGCCAGAACAGAGCCACGUUACGGAUCCCAACACCCAGAAGCAAAGAACAGCAACCCAUCAAUCACGUGUCGUUUCUGGUUAAGACAUCCAGAAGGCUGCAUAAAGUCUGCUCAAGCUUGCAAAUUCGCUCACGUAAACACUGGAUGGCUAUCACAGCCUGGUAAAUCUCGCCGCUCUGAAAAGCUCGAUCCUUUAGAGUUGCCCCGAUCUCGAAAACUCGAUCCAACACAGGUGACCAACGGUCGAAGUGAGCUGCCGGCACCGAAAUUGUCGCGCGCAGCGGCUGAGCCUGAUGUUGACACGCCCGAUCUCACCCCUGAAGGCGUUGAGAGCGAUGUGGCUCAGGCUUCUGCCUUGUUCGCGGCGCAAGGAGUCCCGCCAAUGCAGUCAUCGACCGUCACAGCAUCCUCUCAGCUGAGUCGGCAGAUCGAGCAGCUUUACAAGUUGAACAUGACCAAGAUGUUCGGCUCUAGCGUAACAAGCGACUACAUACUUGACCGAAAGGCAAUGCUGCUGUACCAUCCUGAAGAACACUCGGAAACUAUGGAAUUGAUCACGCGUUGGCUGUUGAUGCACAAAGUUGAAGUCGGAAAUCUUUGGUACGAUGGCUCCUGGAGUCACUUCCAGCAAGAAGUAGUGGAGGGAGGAUGGUCGGGCAUCAUCGUUGUGCAUCCGAACUUUGAACUGUACACCGGCCUGCCAGGCUUCGGUCAAGUGCUCAAGAACCAGAUACGUGUGUGGUCUGUAGGUCUGCAGCCGCCCUCUUACUUCGAGCCCAGAGUCUCGUUAACUCCAGCGGUAUUGCGACACGAUUGCAUCAAUGUCUUUCCCCAUGGCGGGUUUAUUUAUAUCACCGACGACGUCUUGGAGCAGACGCCGCAGCUGGUACUGAGCAUCGUGAAGCUCUUCUUUGCCAAGAUCGAGCAGCUGCGCAGCCUAGACGGACCGGCGUCGCCGUGGUACGAAGUGUACGACGCAUGCUUACUCUGGCGGCUUUGCGUCCGCCCCGAGCUGAUGGAGUACCUAUUCCAGAAAUGCCAGGACAAUACGGAUCCUGACCAUCCGAGAUCAAUCCCCCGAGGCUCCGAAUUUGGUUCUGGACAAGUACCCUAUCCUUUCCGAACGUCGCACCAUCGCUGA